AAUGUAACUUGUAAGUUCACUUGUACCCUUUUGAAUACCUGUAUAUAAUACAUGCAUGGGAGUUGAAGGGGGUCUAACUAUGUAGAAAAGAGGGGGAAACUCUUGAAUCACGCUUUCCCCUUGUCAAUGUAAGAGGAUGGGCUGAGUGAGGCUGGGAAAUUGGUGUCUCAGUGACGUCUACACAGGCAUUAUUUUAUUGCGGCAGCUCUUCUCCAUAGCGCGAGCUCAAACACAAGAAGAGCUCCUGCAGGUGGAAACAUGAAACUGUAAGUGCCAUCAGUGUGACAAAGAAGCUGGAUUAUCAAAAACAUUUCUGAGAAUUGCUUUUUUUAAAUUAUAAUUAAUAUUGUUGUUGUUGCUAUGAAAAUGUAACAAAGGCUUAUAUUGUGAUGCGCGUGAAUGAUCACAUUUUGCUGAAACCCCGUCGUUGUUGGACUCCAGUAAACUUUAAAGGAUUUUUUUUUUCUCUUCUGGAGAAUUAAUAAACCAAGAAAACUAAGUGCAGAAAACCUUUUCACGACGAAGUGUCAAAAUCUCACGUUGAAGAUGAACAACCAAAACAUCAGUCAUUUAGACAGACCUGAGGGCAACAUAGACUUAGAGGCACCUGAAAAAACGUUAUUUGGCAUCGGCACCGACAACUUCGUAACGCUUCUGAUCUUUGGACUAAUUUUUACUCUAGGCGUCCUGGGAAACUCUCUAGUUAUCACUGUUCUGGCUCAACGCAAACCUGGACAGCACCGAAGCACCACCAACAUCUUCAUCCUCAACCUCAGCGUGGCAGAUCUGUCCUAUCUGCUCUUCUGCAUCCCUUUUCAGUCCACAGUUUACAUGCUGCCCACAUGGAUCCUGGGUGCCUUUAUUUGCAAGUUCAUCCACUACUUUUUCACCGUGUCCAUGUUGGUGAGCAUAUUCACUUUAUCAGCCAUGUCGGUGGACAGGUAUAUCGCCAUAGUGCACUGCAGGAAGUCCUCUUCCAUUCGAGUUGCGAGGCACGCAUUGAUCGGGGUGCUGGUCAUAUGGGUGCUCUCUUUCGCCAUGGCCACACCGGUCGCCUACUACCAGAGCAUCGUGGAAAGUGAAGACAACAGCACGUUUUGCUGGGAAGUGUGGCCAGAUCACAGCAAGAGGAAAAUCUACGUGGUGUGCACUUUUAUCUUUGGAUACGUGCUGCCGCUGAUUCUGAUAUCUUUCUGUUAUGCCAAGGUCCUGAAUCAUUUGCAUAAAAAGUUAAGAAAUGUCUCCAAAAAGUCUGAGGCAUCAAAAAAGAAGACUGCUCAGACAGUUCUGGUGGUUGUGGUGGUCUUCUGUCUGUCCUGGCUGCCUCAUCACGUGGUGCACCUGUGGGUUGAGUUUGGCUCCUUCCCCCUGAACCAGGCGUCCUUCGUGCUCCGUGUUGCGGCUCACUGUCUGGCCUACAGCAACUCGUCUGUUAAUCCUGUUAUCUAUGCGUUCCUCUCAGAGAACUUCAGGCAGGCGUAUAAGCAGGUGUUCCGCUGUCAGGUGGCUUCUGAGUGCCCUACAAAUGAGGCCAGAGAGAUGAAGAGCAAGACAGAAGCAGCACCAUCCACCAACUGCUCCACUGUCUAAUUCCUGCAGCUGUUGUCUUUGUCACUAUUUAUCAUGGCUUACAGAUGCUUACAAAUGAGCUGAGGUUGAGUUUUUGAGCCUGGGAGGAGGCAAGAAGCUACAGUACAUAGAUACUGAUUUAAAUUUAACACGGCUAGAUAUUUGAAUCGGUUAUAUGAUUGGAGGUUUGGAUGGCUGCCUUUUUAAGUGCUCCUGACAUGUUAAAAAAGCAUUUGCUGUGUGCUUACUCACGAUGAUGCAUUUCCUUGGAGCGCA
Molecule: messenger RNA, 1845 nt
Organism: Carassius auratus (goldfish)
Lineage: Eukaryota; Metazoa; Chordata; Actinopteri; Cypriniformes; Cyprinidae
Gene: galr1a
Product: galanin receptor 1a
Exons: 3
Coding region: 547-1590 (347 amino acids)
Biological process (GO): negative regulation of adenylate cyclase activity; G protein-coupled receptor signaling pathway; positive regulation of cytosolic calcium ion concentration
Cellular component (GO): plasma membrane
Molecular function (GO): galanin receptor activity
Source: RefSeq, a predicted model, not a curated record